Messenger RNA from Zingiber officinale, 1662 nucleotides. Its product is annotated as heavy metal-associated isoprenylated plant protein 7-like. The transcript is spliced from 5 exons. Gene Ontology annotation, molecular function: metal ion binding. Bases 1 to 1662 code for a protein of 553 amino acids. The record is from RefSeq and is a predicted model, not a curated record. Lineage: Eukaryota; Viridiplantae; Streptophyta; Magnoliopsida; Zingiberales; Zingiberaceae.
AUGUUCAUAGCUCCGGGAAACCUCCUCUCAGCUCACACCCGCCUGGUAAUCUCAUCAACCGAGAAUCAGAGCAAGAAUUCUGUGGAUUGCAAAACUAAGUCGAUUGAUCAGAUCUACUUAGCUUCGCUUCGGAAUGGAGAUCGGAACAAGAUCAGAAGCUCUCAGGAGACCUCCCUCGAAGCUCUGGUGGAUGCGAAAUUCGCUGAACGGGAAACCUCCCCUCAGGAAUGCGGCGACGGACAGAAUUCAAGUCGCCAUCGGGAAACCUCCUUCAAUGCUCUCUGGUCAUCGGAAUAUGAACGCCGGCAGCUGAAGAUCGUCGUCGGUGAAGAAACCAAGCUCUCGGAUCUGGAACGUGGAAUGGGAACUGCGGCGUCGUGGCGAAGAAGAAGCAGCUACAGUGGAGAAAUCGCGAACGCCGAGUCCGUCUUCUGCACUGAGGAGGAGAAGCCGGAGGGGGAGAGAAGGACUUUGGUAGCGGCGGCUGAGGAUGAGAAUGCCAAGGGGAGUGAUAAGGAGGAGGAGGAGGAGGAAGAAGAAGGCGAGAAAAAUGUGGAGUCACCGUCUCUGCCUUCGGAGGAAGAGGAGUCCGAGGGCAAUGGCGGGGAGGGGGACACGGAAGGCUACGGGGAGAACAUAGUGGAAGCUCCGGUGGAAGUUAAACCCAAGGGCGGCAACGGGAAGAAGGAGAAGAAACAAAGGGGCAAGCAGGAAAAGAAGGAACCGCCAUCGCCUCCGGAGGAGAUCGAGCUGCGCGUGUCCAUGCACUGCGACGGCUGCAGCAGGAAGAUCAGAUGCAUCUUGAAAAGCUACGAAGGAGUGACGGAGGUGGCGGCAGACGGGAGAGCCCAGAAGGUGGUGGUGAAAGGGAAGAAGCCCGCGGCCAGUCCUCUGAAGGUGGUGGAGCAUCUCGAGAGGGAAACCGACAAGAAAGUGCAGCUACCGACUCCUCUACCACCUCCACAGCCAGGGAAGAAGAAACCUAAAGCAAAAGAUCAGCUGAAAAAGAAGAAGAAGAAAGAAGGAGAAGACAAGAAAGAAGAGAUUGUUGUAGCUUCAUUCAAGCUUAAAAUGCACUGCCCAGCCUGCGCUCAGAAGAUCGCGAAGAAGAUCUUAAAGAUGCAAGGUGUGGAGUCAGCGGAGGCGGACUGGGAGGCCUCCAAGGUGACGGUGAAGGGCGUCUUCACGGCCGAGAAGCUGGCGGGGUACGUGUACGAGAAGACGACGAAGUACGUGGUGGUGACGAGGGACGAGCCUGCAGCGGCGCCGGAGAAGGUUGAGGAAGAAACGAGCGGCGGAGGAGGCGAGGAAGAGGAGGACGAAAGUGGCGGCGCAGCUGAUUUGUCAGGAGCUCAAGAGCAGGAGGAGGACGACAUUGAUGAAGGCGAGGACGCUGAAGACGAGAUGAUCGAUAAAGGUAGUGGAAAGGGCAAAGAGGCGAUCGGGAUGCAACCGACGACGAGGGUUGCGGAAGAAGAAGAAGCGGCAUGGAAGCAGCGCUGCCAACCGUGUUCAGCGUAUGACACGAGGUUUCCGCCCAACGUCUGUCCUCUGUGUGGGAGAGGGUCCUUUUAUUAUCCUGUUCAAAAUCAAGAGUAUCCCGCCGCUGUGUUUCCUCAUCUCUUCAGCGAUGAAAAUCCGAAUGCCUGCUCUUUGAUGUAA